AACAGUGAGGUUAUAAUUAUUUCUUAUUAAGUUUUUUGUUUACAAUUGCACAAAAUGUAUAGAAAGUUAAAGUUUACAUAUUUAACAAUUAAUGCAAACUUCUCCACUAGAGUAGCAAUAGAUGCUACCAUCAAAGAAAAUUUCGAUACGAAACAGUUCAAACCUAGGAAACAUCCGGGAACAACUCGGGUAAAGACAGCUGCUGUGCCCCCAGACAUUCAGAAGGCGAUAAAAAUAAUAAUAGAAGAUACUGGAGCGAAAUCUAUGUACCAGGAUAGCAUAAAAUUAAGCAAUUAUCUCCGUUCAAGGCUACUACCACCGGAGGACGACGACAUUAAUGCGAAAGCUACUAAAAUCUACGAUAGUGUUUCUAAAAAGUAUCGUUCUAACAUUAAUGAAGAAUUAACAGUUGAAGAUGAGAAAUACAAGAAAAAGAUAGAGACAUCAGUUUUUAACGUGCUUAAAAAGAAUGUUUACAGGUGGGGUAAUAUUUCAUAUGAUAAACCUACAUGCUUGCAGUAUUUAAUGGCGAGAGCUGCUCCCGAAUAUGCUAUCCUGGUACGUGUGUUGGAUGAAAUUAGAAAAAAAUACCCAGAUUAUAUACCGCGCAGCUUCUUUGAUUUCGGAUCUGGUGUUGGGACUGGUACUUGGGCCAUAAACAAUUUUUGGCAUGGAGAUAUAUUCGAGUAUUUUUGUGUAGACACGUCUCAACAUAUGCAUGAUUUGUCUCGUCUAAUACUGUGCCAAGGCAAAGACAAUGUGGAGUUCCCAUUUAAGAAUUACUUCCAAAGACAAUUCUUACCUGCUUCUUCCGAUUUGAAGUACAGCAUAGUGUUAUCCGCUUACACACUAUUCGAAAUGCCAAGUAUGAAGAGUCGGAUGGAAACAAUACAGAAGUUGUGGAAUAAAACGGAGGAGUUUUUAAUAAUAGUCGAGCAAGGCACGAAUGCUGGGUUCCGAAUUGUAAAUGAAGCUCGCGAGUUUAUAUUAAAUUUGCCAAAGGAUAAGAAUAGUGGUUAUGCAUUUUCUCCAUGCCCAAACGAUAAUGUCUGCCCGAGAUACUUAGAACAUCAGACUCCAUGUAAUUUUAUAAUGAAGUACGAACCACUACCGAUUUCGUCCAAAUCGGAAGUAAUGGCAGAUCUGUUUUCAUAUGUAAUUUUAAGGAAAGGUGCCCGUCCAUCUGACGAUCCCCAAUGGCCGCGGGUUGUACGAGCUCCAAUCGUCCGUUCUGGUCACACCAUUUGUAAAUUAUGUACAGCACAAGGGGAAUUGAAAGAAAUCAUAUUUUCUAAGGCCAAAUACGACCAAACUACGUACAGAUGUGCGAGAUCCAGCAAUUGGGGAGAUUUGUUACCUGUAAAAUAA
Molecule: messenger RNA, 1368 nt
Organism: Achroia grisella
Lineage: Eukaryota; Metazoa; Arthropoda; Insecta; Lepidoptera; Pyralidae
Product: methyltransferase-like protein 17, mitochondrial
Exons: 1
Coding region: 55-1368 (437 amino acids)
Biological process (GO): translation
Cellular component (GO): mitochondrial small ribosomal subunit
Molecular function (GO): S-adenosylmethionine-dependent methyltransferase activity; structural constituent of ribosome
Source: RefSeq, a predicted model, not a curated record